This is a messenger RNA of Diaporthe citri, 1332 nucleotides long. RefSeq lists its product as uncharacterized. The record is from RefSeq and is a predicted model, not a curated record. Bases 1 to 1332 code for a protein of 443 amino acids. NCBI's taxonomy places the organism in Eukaryota, Fungi, Ascomycota, Sordariomycetes, Diaporthales, Diaporthaceae. The transcript has 3 exons.
AUGUCUGAUAACGGAGACAACAAAACCCCCCGCGCAUUGCCCAAGAGUGGCGGUCCCAAGAAAGGUGGCACCAAGGAUGGCAUCACCAAGGACAGCGGCCCCAAGACUCCUACCAGUGCUGAGAAGGGUAGAAAGAACAUGACCCAGAUCGAGCUGACUCCCAUCGAGUCCCUGCUCUUCUUCAACAUGGUACGCUUCAACGGCAACCAUGACAAGAUCGAUUGGAAUUUGGUAGCUUCUCAUUCCAACCUGAAGAACGCUGCGAGUGCGAAGGUUCGCUUUCGUCAAAUACUCAAAAAACAUGACCUGAUGGACCAGGCCCCUGAGACCCCUCGAUCCCAGGCUCAGAAGCGAAAGGCUGCGCCGAAGUCUGACGGUUUAGAUGACGAUGAGGACGGCGAAUCCUCUUACAAUCCCAGCCCCGUCGCCGCGAAGGCGAGUGUGCGCAAGCGAUCUGCUCGCGCCGGCUGUGGGCGUGGCAAGAGACAGAAGCUGGGCGUCAAAUCCGAAGAUGAGCAGGACGAUGAGGAGGCAAUUGCCGAUAGCAUCGUCGGAUCUCCUGCCUCAGCGCCCAAGACUGACCCCGAGACCGAGAUCAAGGAUUCAAAGACAGAGUCGUCUGAACCUGGCAGUAAAAUCAUGCCACUGCCCAACGAUGACGGUGUGGCAGGUGGCAUUGACGGCACCGACAGCGCAAGCCCUCAGGAGUAUUCCCGCAGCCAGGCUCCCCAAGGAUUCAGCGCUGGUGGUGCCCAUCUCGGGGUCCCAGGCUAUCAUCAGACCGCUCUUCCAUCCAACAUGGGCGAGGCCCAGAUGAUGCAGCUCCAGCUCCGCCAACCCGGCAUGUUCCCUAACUCCAUCGAUGGCAACCGUUCUUUCGCCUUUCCCCAACCGUUAAACCCAAACCAACUGGCCGCGUUGCAGGCGCCCCGUACUCCUCAGAUGCAGCCACAGCAGAUGACCGCCGAGCAGCGGCAGCGGCACCAGCUAAUGCUGGAGGCUCAGGCGCAGCAGUUCAACCGUUUCGAGUUCAUGCAGAUGUCCCCUUACCACAUGCGUGGCAUAGACAUGCCUGGUGGUAAUGUUCCCUUUGGUCACAUGACCCAGAUGCAAUUCAGCGAGCAGUAUCCAGCCGACAUCUAUAACGGAGGCGGCACUUUCUUCGACCAAGCACAUCUCGGCCAUGAUGUCGAUGGCCAGGACGAGUGGGACGUUGAGAGCGCUGAAGUCAAGAGAAAGGUCACACCAGAGGCCAAGGAGGAGGACGAGCAUGAGGAGGGAGAUGAGUUCAACCACGAGCACGAGGGCAAGCUCAAGCUCGAGGAGAUUUAA